Molecule: messenger RNA, 722 nt
Organism: Saccoglossus kowalevskii
Lineage: Eukaryota; Metazoa; Hemichordata; Enteropneusta; Harrimaniidae
Product: multiple epidermal growth factor-like domains protein 8
Molecular function (GO): calcium ion binding; protein binding
Source: RefSeq, a predicted model, not a curated record
UUAAACUGUUUUUUGACAGUCGCCGUGAUCGCAGAAGGCGUGCAGUUGAAAUGGAAAAUAUGGCUAGUAGGCCAUUUUCAAAAGUACUUGUUUUUAUUGAUCCAGUGAAGUCGGCCAUUUCACCUAUAAUACCACCUAGGAGGCCCAAUAAUAGACUCCCUAAGUUAUCCAGGAGAGGUCAUGACUCAUUAACAAGACCAAAGAGCCCUCCACCAGAGGAGGCGUUUAAAAUAUAUCCACUAGCAGCGGAGCCGACUGAUGAUGGCAUAUCGGCAGUAACUACUGUUAUGUUCUGCCUUCCUGGUGGUAGCACUGCUCCAGUACGGGGCUGCUUGGGGUCCUCACUAGUGAUACUACGCUCACCUAAUCGCAUGACUGAAACACGACCACCACCACGGCCGAAACCAAGCAUGCAUAUGAGGAUGCAGCCUCCCAGGGUUCCCGUGCAUGUGUAGUAAUAGUUUUCAGUCUGUAUCACCCUUUGAACGUCUCGUUAAUUUUGCCACCAUUCAUAAAAAUCUGUAUAAUUUGAGCAAAAACUGUAGCCAACAGAAAAUUAUGUCUAUUUAGCUCAAAAUAACAAAAAAUUUACAAAUUAGCAAUCAUUUUUGUUGAAAAAUGCAGACAUUCAGAGGGUCAUAUUAGAUGAGCCGAGUACCACCAAGUAUCAAAAAAACAUGGUGCUUUUCCGUCAUACAACAUUAUUUUCAUUAAAGUUUCUA